Messenger RNA from Linum trigynum, 3279 nucleotides. Lineage: Eukaryota; Viridiplantae; Streptophyta; Magnoliopsida; Malpighiales; Linaceae. The record is from the annotation of a GenBank genome assembly.
AUCUAUUAAGUUUAGGUAUCAAAGUAUAAUUUUUCCAUGAAAUCCAAAUUUAAGGAAUAUAGGGCACAAGAGGCCAAGAGGGUUGCUCUUAUGAGUGAUUAGUUACUAUAUAAUAUUUUUAACGAAUUAUGUUAGCAUGGUGCUAACACCAGAGGAUGUUAGUAACCUAUUCAGUACUAGAACAAAAUUUCUAUUAAAGUAAAAUAUAUGGAUUAAAGAAGACCUAUUUGUGCGCUUCCGUCGAGACUUACAUGAAUGAAGAUACCAAUGCUCUUGUUAAAUACUUAUUUGUGCGCUUCCGUCGAGACUUACAUGAAUGAAGAUAACAAUGCUCUUGUCGAAAACUUAUUUGUGCGCUUCCGUAGAGACUUACGAGAAUGAAGAUACCAAUGCUCUUGUCGAAGACUUAUUUGCGCGCUUCCGUCGAGACUUACAUGAAUGAAGAUAGUCGAACGCUCCCUUAUAAAGUGCAUUACUAGAUGCACGUAUAAAGUGAGCGUAAGUAGCCGCACGUACAAAGUACGCUUGAGUAGCCGCACGUAAUGUGAAUGGAGGCAGGGUGCGAUCAUGUCUUGGGUGGUGCUCGUAACUAUCUUGGUACAUCAUGCCCCCAUUAGGGCUCAAUGAGUAAACUAUUUAAAAUGAAAUUAAAUAACAUGAUUUAGAGAAGUGAAGUACUUAGCUUUAAACUGAAGAGAAUUAAUAAGAUGAUGUCGUGCUUAGGAGCAUAAGCAGACCUUGUAGCAUAAUGGUCAACGUGCUUUGAUGGUAAUAAAGUGGUGGCGCGGGUUCCAAUCACGGCGAAAGCAAUCUUUAUCUAUAAUAGGAUGGCAUAUUGCUUGAAGCUUACUGGGUCUAGUGAGGCGGAUCGGGCCAAGUUAUGCAGGUUCAUUGGAUGUGAUUUGCAUGCCGCGAGAAUGGCCCACGCGUUUAGAGACUGAUUGUGUGCUUGGACGGCGGCGUGAGUCAGGCCACGAAGUUGGUGACAUGGGCAGAGUAAUGGAGCGGGUCGCGCGCUUGUGGGCUAAUAUUGGCGGGCUUUGUUGAAGGCGGGGUUCGUAUUAUAAGAGUUGUCUAUUGUGCGGAAUUGGAGGCAGGUGAUGGAGGGGGUGCGUGAAAUGGGCCCGACAUAGGGUUGAAGCAAAGACAAUCUUCCGCCCUUCUGUUUUACUUUCGAGUGCUUCUCUUUUCAUCCUUGCAGGCGUUAGGCAUUUUUUUCUUUUCAAUUUGCGGAUGUGGCUAACGGCGCUGACAGAGGUGAAUGGUUGGGCGGCGACAGGUGACGCGGUCGGCUGUACUGGUGAAGAUGAAAAGUGUCCUUUGGAGUUCGGAUGUGGUGGCUAAGCAUUCGCACGCUUCGGUAGAAGCUACGCUCAGCGGAAGAUGCGAAGGUCCGGAUCGAGGUUGUGGCAUUCGUUAUUGCUGUGGAGGGUGUUGUGCUUGCAGGAGUGUUUGUAUUGGCGGAACAGAGCUCGCCGCAAAAUUGGAUCCGAGUAGUGAUGGAGCAGGACCAAUCGCUCAGCGGGAGAUGGAAGAAAUCCGAAGCGCUCCGUCGCUGUUGACGAGAGCAGGAACAGGGCCCAAGAACAUGGCUUCCUCAACUUCUUUGUAAAUCCUUGGGCAGCGAUCGGUGACACGGUGGCGGCAUAGCAACCCGUGCAUGGGCGGUUGAGCAACGGCGGAGGUGGAGAUAGCAGAGCCCUUUCCGCGGAAAAAUGACACGCUAGUGGAGAGGACAUAGAGAGGGGAAGUCAGAAGCGCGUUAUCGUCCAAGGGAAGGAUCGGUAGAAGGAUAGAGCGGGUCGCACUUGGCUUCGUUCUUAGUGCGGUUGGAGUCACUUCCUUCCCUUUCGUCUCUGUGAUGUUUCGAGUCUUACGCCAGACUUAGGUAAAAGCUACCUCGACAACCCCGCCUUUCCAUGAACUCUGUCGUCUGCUUCUUCUGAUAGAGAUACGAUCUCUUUUUUUAUUAUUAUUUUAGGGGGUAGUUGUCGAAGACUUUUGGGGAAAACCAUAGUGUGACGUGACAGCUACUGGUGAUGGCGACCACCGGUUUCUUCUUUUUCUCACCAGAACUCUGACCCCGACCAUUUCUGACGGUCGGAAUCUGGAACUUCAAGUCUUGUUUUUCUGCUGGGACUCAGAGAGAGCCAUAUUUGAGUUUCCAUAGAGGUUUUUGUAUGGUGGAUGGUGGUGACGAUUGUCUUGUGAAUCCCUUGGCGAGUGGAGUAUGAAAGAAUGUCGGCCCAAGGCCAGAGGAGAUGAUCAGCUAGGCUAAGCAUGGUGGCAACGACGACCUUUGUCGGCAGAUGUGAGUGGAUGGGACCAUGGUUUGGGGUUCUCCAUAUGAGGGUUACUUCGAUUGAAGAGGAGAAACCUUGUCAUUUGGCCGGAGAUUCGAAAAUGAUGUUGUGUGAUAUGCUGGGUUGGAGGACGAUGAAGAUGGUUUGGACAUAUCUUGUUUGCGUGAAGGGUUGGGAGAAUGGAUAAAAGAAGGAUUUUGGUAGGGGUUUUUUUUUUGUUUCGAUGAAGCUUCUGCAUUUUCAAGAUCUAGAGCUCACACUCUCCAGAAAUCAAACGAUCGAGUUGGGGAAUCAUGCCCCACGAUGGACGCCAAUUGUUUGUACCAUCUAGCUCUGGAUAUGAACAAUAAUGAUUUGUUGGUGUGGGCUUGGCUCACGAUUCGUUCGUCUGAUCUCGUCGGGAGGGAAGGAACCUGUGGAAGACGGGGAUGCCCCCCGAAUUAGUCUCUGACGAUCAAGUUAGUUGAUAUUCAGAGCAGGUUGAGGGAAUAAUGUAGAGAGAUCAAGUGUCUAGAGAGAGAGAGAGAGAGAGAGAGAGAGAGAGAGAGAGAGAGAGAGAGAGUUAAAGUGUAAAGUGAGGGAAGAGAAGAAGAGGCCUCUCUUCGGAUGGCUUGGAAGCCCUUAUAUAGACGUGGCACGGAAGGUUGCUCGGCAGGUUGGGUGAUGGUAGUGCACCACAAUCCUAGUGCACCAUAGUGGUGGUGCACUACCACUUAGUCUCAUUUUAGCUUGGGCGUCACUGCUAGCGCACCACAAUGUUGGUGCGCUACUACUUAGUCUCAAUUUAUGUCAAGAUUAAGCUCACCAUGCUAGUGCACCACCAUGCAAGUGCGCUACUACUUAGUUUUUGCAGGGUGGGUUUAGUAACAUCCCCAACAAAACCAUUUUCGCUUGAGAGUCCAGCAAUUCCUACUAAAUUGCUCUGGACGCAGAAGUAAGGUAGAUUGGCAAAUAGUAAUAAAAGGUUGUGUAUUGU